Molecule: messenger RNA, 2369 nt
Organism: Juglans regia (Persian walnut)
Lineage: Eukaryota; Viridiplantae; Streptophyta; Magnoliopsida; Fagales; Juglandaceae
Product: disease resistance protein RPV1-like
Exons: 4
Coding region: 159-2015 (618 amino acids)
Biological process (GO): defense response; signal transduction
Molecular function (GO): ADP binding
Source: RefSeq, a predicted model, not a curated record
UUUGAUAGGCAAGGUGUGAGAAAGCGGCAUGGACUUCUCUUUAUUAAGGAGAGAUCUCUACAUCCAUUAAGUAGAUUUAGGCAUUAAGUAGAUCUACAUCCAGUAAAUAGAGUGAUCAUCAGGCAUUACAUACAGACGUAGACUGACUAAUUUCUUCCAUGGCCUUAUCUACGAUCUCUUCUUCAUCUUCUUCUUCAGUCACCUCUCCAUGGCUCUACGAUGCGUUCUUGAGCUUUAGAGGAGAAGAUACCCGUGAUACUUUUACUGCCCAUCUAUACCAUGCUUUGAUUCAAAAGGGAAUCCGUACCUUCAUAGAUGAUGAUGAAGUUAAAAGGGGUGAUGAGAUUUCACUUGCACUCCUCCAAGCCAUAGAAGAUUCAAGGAUUUCCAUCAUUGUACUAUCAAAAAAUUAUGCAUCGUCAACAUGGUGUUUGGAUGAGUUAGUGAAGAUUCUUAAGUGUAAAAAAUCAAAGCAACAAACAGUUUUACCUGCGUUUUACCACGUAGAUCCAUCAGAUAUUCGAGAUCAAAGAGGAACUUUUGGAGAAGCAUUGGCUAAACAUGCAGAGAAAUUGAAUGGAGACAGCGUGAAGUUGCAGAUGUGGAAGGAUGCCCUUCGAGAAGUUGCUAAUUUGUCCGGAUACCAUCUGAUCAGCAAUGGCCGGAAUGAAUCAAAAUUCAUUAAAAAAAUCGUUCAAGACGUCUCAAGAAUGGCAAAUGAUCAUUUAUAUUUACAAGUUGCUGAGCAUCCCGUUGGAUUAAAACCUCAUGUAGAAGAUGUCAAUUUGUGUUUAAGCGUUGGAAUGAAAGACAUACGAAUAAUAGGAAUUUUUGGAGUUGGGGGAAUCGGUAAGACAACUCUAGCCAAAGCAAUUUAUAACUCGAUUGCUUUUCAAUUUGAAGCUAGUUGUUUUCUUCCAAUUGAUAGCGACACUUGGAAUCAAGUGAAUCGUUUGGUCCAACUGCAACAGACACUUCUUUAUGAGAUUUUAGGACAUUGUAGAAGUUUGAAGGUUGACAAUAUUGAUAAGGGAAUCUAUAUGAUAAAGCGUAGGCUUCACUCUAAGAGAGUUCUUCUAAUUCUUGAUGGUGUAGACCACUUGGAUCAAUUAAAAACAUUAGCAGGAGCUUGUGAUUGGUUUGGCAUAGGAAGUAGAAUCAUAAUCACAACAAGAGAUCAACGAUUGUUGACUGCUCAUGGAGUUGAUUCAACAUAUGAGAUGACGGGAUUGAAUCAAGAUGAUGCUUUUCAACUAUUUUGUUGGCAUGCUUUUAGAAGUGAGAAACCGAUUGACGGUUAUGGAGAGUUUGUAGAGCGGAUCAUAAAUUAUGCUGAGAGCCUUCCACUAGUUUUAACGGUGCUUGGUUCAGAUUUAUAUGGCAGAACUAAAAAAGAGUGGGAAAAUGCAUUGGAUCAGUACAGGAAAAUCCCUCACCAAGAUAUUCAAAAAAUACUUCAAACAAGUUAUGAUAGAUUAAGUGAAAAUGAAAAGAAUGUUUUUCUUGACAUUGCAUGUUUUUUCAAUGGACAAUGGCUUGUUGAUGUCAAUAAGAUACUAGAUAGUUUUGGUUUUUGCCCAAACUUUUGGAUCCCAAGACUUAGGGAGAAGUGUCUUAUUUCGGAGCUCAAUGGAAGGUUGCAAAUGCAUGAUUUGUUACGAGAUAUGGGUAAACAAGUUGUUCGACAAGAAUCGCCCAAAAAUCCUGGAGCACGUAGCAGAUUAUUCUUUCAUAAAGAUGUUCGCGAUGUACUGGAGGAAGAUAUAGGAACAUGUAGAGUUGAAGCAAUUGUUCUAGAUUUUCCUAAAGGUGAUGAUAUUAUCUACUUGGAUCCCAAGGCCUUCAAGAAUUUGAAAAGACUCCGAUUAUUUAUAUGCCGCAAUGCACAGUUUUCUGAAGAACUUAAUUCUCUACCUGAUGGAAUAAUAGUGCUUGAUUGGAGUAACUGUCCUUUACAAUCUAUGCCAUCUAAAUUUCGUGGGGACAAAACUCUCUAUUCUACGCAUGCCCGGUAGUCGCAUCCAAGAGAUACACUUUGAAUAUUUUAAGAAUCUCACGGUUAUGAAAUUCUGGCGUUGUGAAUUCAUAACGAAACUCUCGGAUAUUUCAAGCUGCCCAAAUCUGAAGGAAAUAGAUCUUGGUUUUUGUAAAAAUCUAGUUGAAGUUCAUGAUUCUGUUGGAUUCCUUGAUAACCUUGUUGAGUUGAGAAUUCAUGGAUGUGACAAACUAAAGAGCUUUCCAAGGAGACUCCAAUUGAGAUCUCUGGAACUCCUUGAUCUUGGUUAUUGCUCAAGCCUUCAAAACUUUCCUGAAAUCGAAUGUGAAAUGAAACAUUUACGCAGUGUCGGGUUAUCGGGCACCGCAAUAGA